UGAUUGCUAUUCAAUAUUUUUGAAAAUAAAAUAAAUGAUAUAAUAGAUUAAAUAUUACCACAAAUUAAAAGAAUUUUUAAACUCUUCACUCUAAUCUCAUAAGGUUCUCCAUAUUUAUCUGAAUGGAAAUUAAAUUGGUGCAACUGGUGCAUCAGACUUAGGUUCUGCUUUAGCAAAUUGCACUAAUCUCUCUAAUUUGACUCUUGGUCUUAAUGACAAUUAAAUUGGUGAUGAAGGUACAUCAGGCUUAGGUUCUGCUUUAGGAAAUUGCACUAAUCUCUCUAAUUUGACACUUUAUCUUUAAUGCAAUUAAAUUGGAGAUGAAGGUAUAUCAGGCUUAGGUUCUGCUUUAGCAAAUUGCACUAAUCUCUCUAAUUUGACUCUUGGUCUUUCUUGCAAUAAAAUUGGAGAUGAAGGUAUAUCAGUCUUAGGUUCUGCUUUAGCAAAUUGCACUAAUCUCUCUAAUUUGACUCUUAGUCUUUAUAAAAAUUAAAUUGGUGCAAUUGGUGUAUCAGACUUAGGUUCUGCUUUAGCAAAUUGCACUAAUCUCUCUAAUUUGAUACUUGUUCUAAGUGAAAACUAAAUCAAUGAAUCAUAAUAAUUGAAAGUAAAAAGCAAAUGUCUUAAAUCAAAAAGAUUAGUUGUCUAUAGAGUAUAUUUGUAUUGA
This is a messenger RNA of Tetrahymena thermophila SB210, 667 nucleotides long. RefSeq names its product oxalate/formate antiporter protein, putative. Gene Ontology annotation, molecular function: small GTPase binding; GTPase activator activity. Gene Ontology annotation, cellular component: perinuclear region of cytoplasm; nucleus; cytosol. The record is from RefSeq and is a predicted model, not a curated record. Lineage: Eukaryota; Ciliophora; Oligohymenophorea; Hymenostomatida; Tetrahymenidae. Gene Ontology annotation, biological process: nucleocytoplasmic transport; activation of GTPase activity. The transcript is spliced from 8 exons.